Messenger RNA from Penicillium hordei, 183 nucleotides. Its product is annotated as Nucleic acid-binding OB-fold. The record is from RefSeq and is a predicted model, not a curated record. The transcript has 2 exons. Bases 1 to 183 code for a protein of 60 amino acids. NCBI's taxonomy places the organism in Eukaryota, Fungi, Ascomycota, Eurotiomycetes, Eurotiales, Aspergillaceae.
AUGAGGAAUGGUUUCACAACUACACGCCUAGGUAUAUUAAAUGAACAGCUAGCAGCCCACACACAGCGGUCCACACCGUCAACCGAAAUGGAAGAGGACCUUUCAGACCUCCUCGACACCCACCAGGACCGACCGACCGAAGUCAGACGUCGAGACCAGGUCAAGAUCAUCACCACUCCCUAG